CUAAUAACCCCUGCGGAAUCGGCAACAAAAGACGGGCCCUGUGACAGUGUUUAUCAUUCGCUUUAUCCGACUUUCCUCCAGGACUUCAAGCAUGCCGUGGCCAGACGUGGCCGCAGUGCCGGAGGGUGAAUUACUACUGCGUCACGAACCUAGCGGUACUUAUCUCCGUCAGUUCAGAGUCUUCAGACACCGUGACAGGUAUCCGUCGGCUUCUAUGAAUAAUCCUUGCUGACGAAAAUCAAUGGCACCGGGUCACUCCCGCAGUCGACAGUCUCGUGCCUGCACAAAGCCGUUGAACUUCGUAACCAUGCCGCUGCUACAGAAACGGCUAUAAUCUCCAAUAGAUCCUCGAAUCAAACACAACAAUGAAUGUCAUCUCCGCACCCUCUCCAUUAAGUCUCUGGGAAACCGUACGCUCCGUUGGCGCAUUCAAUGUCGCUUGUUCAUUUGUCGCAUUAUGGGCUUUCGUCAAAGUUCUAAGGGCGCUUCGCUGGCGAUUGAAGACGACUCAACUGCGGGGUCCGCCUCGUACCAGUUUUAUAUAUGGCGUUUCGUACGACCUCGCCUCAGCUAGAUCUCAAGAUCGUGGUGGAGCGUAUGAACGUUGGGCGACAGAAUAUGGGGUAGCGUAUAUGAUUCCAAGCACCCUCGGACAGACUAGAAUCGUGCUGUGUGAUCCAAGAGCUAUAGCACAUUUCUACGCUCGAGAGACAUGGACAUAUGUGCAGACGCCUCUUUCGCUGGCGCUUACGGAGGCAACAUUGGGUAGAGGACUAUUGUGGUCUCAGGGUGAAGACCACAGGAGGCAGCGGAAGGCUCUCACGCCAGCUUUCAGUAAUGGAGCGAUUCGGAAACUCACAUCAGUGUUUUAUGACUCAGCAUACAAGGCCAAAGGUGCAUGGGAUACUGCUAUAGAAUCCAGCAAAGAUGGCGACGCUGUCAUCGAGGUUCAGAACUGGAUGAAUCAUAUAUCUCUGGAUACAGUUGGCAUUGCUGGUUUCUCCCAUGAUUUUGGCUCGCUCGAUGGAAAGCACGCCAGCGUGACUGAAGCGUUUGAUACUUUCGGAGCCAAUCAACCUUCAGCACUGCACAAAGUUUUUAUGCUGUUUGCGUUCGUGUUUCCUAUCAUUACCAAAAUCCCCACCAAGCGGGCGAAUCUGUUCAAGAAACUUGGCAUAACCAUGGAAGAAAUAUCCAACGACUUAUUGACUCGCAGCCGCCGGGAGAAGGAUAUGAAUAUGAGCGGGAGAGACGAGGAGAAGUCCAUCAUUGGAUUGUUGAUUAAAUCCGAAGACCAGGAUGCUGAGCUUCAUAUGUCGAAGGAAGAAGUAGUGGCUCAGAUGAAGGUCUUACUUCUUGCUGGUUAUGAGACGACAUCCAUCAGUCUUACGUGGGCGCUGAUCGAGCUAUCGCGACACCCCGAUGUUCAAACCAGCCUCAGAGAGGAACUGCUUGGGUUUGGCGCUGAUCCGACAUAUGACCAAUUAAAGACCAAUCUCCCAUACUUGGAUGCGGUUGUCCAUGAAAUUUUACGACUCCAUCCUCCGGUGGGCGAGUCGAACCGUAUUGCAGCAGCAGAUGAUGUUAUUCCUUUGAGCGAACCUGUGCGCACGGAGUCCGGGGAAAUGACGGACAGUAUAUCUAUAGCGAAAGGGACAUUGAUCACAAUAUCAGGCACAUCGAUCAAUCGCUCUUCAGCCAUCUGGGGACCUGAUGCAAAGGAAUUCAAGCCUGAUCGUUGGCUGACUGAAGACGGCAUCAGUGGGAAGGCCAAGGAAGUCCAAGGUCAUAGGCAUCUGCUGACAUUCGUCGACGGCCCAAGGACGUGUCUUGGCAAAGAUUUUGCGAUCACGGAAUUCAAGACGGUUCUGUCGGUUCUGGUGAAGAACUUCGUGUUUGAGAUGCGGGAUGGACCUGAUACUCCACUCGAACUUGCGAUGGGGAUUUUACCUCGUCCGCGGGUUGUUGGAGAGGAUGGCAUUGGCGUACCUUUGAGAGUUCGUCGGUAUGAAUGAAUGGUUGCGCUGCACUCGCAAUUUUACUAUAUUUUCUCAUUCGCGGCUGAAACCCUCAGACUGUAUUCAGAUCAGAAGAGAACUGAUGUCAAAAUAUGGGCACUAUAUAAUUCUGUAUAUCAUACAGAAUAUGCUAUCCUUUUCUGCUGCUCAGCGGAGUAUUCCC
Molecule: messenger RNA, 2181 nt
Organism: Suillus subalutaceus
Lineage: Eukaryota; Fungi; Basidiomycota; Agaricomycetes; Boletales; Suillaceae
Product: cytochrome P450
Exons: 12
Coding region: 366-2015 (549 amino acids)
Molecular function (GO): iron ion binding; heme binding; oxidoreductase activity, acting on paired donors, with incorporation or reduction of molecular oxygen
Source: RefSeq, a predicted model, not a curated record